AAUAAUAAUUUUAAAAUAUUUAAUAAAUAUUCUUAUGAAGAUAUAACAUUUAAUGAUGAUUCAUUGCAAGAUUAUAUAUCAAUAACAAAUAAAAGUAGAGUAAUUGUACCACAUACAUCUAGAAAUUAUCAAAGAUAUAGAUUUUUGAAAGCUGAAUUGCCUAUAGUAGAGAAAUUAGCAAAUAAUUUAAUGAGAAAAGGAAGAAAUAGUGGUAAAAAGUUAAAAGCUAUUACUAUAAUACAAAAAACAUUAGAUAUUAUUCAUCUUAUUACUAAGAAGAAUCCAAUACAAGUAUUAGUUAAUGCAAUAGAAAAUGGAAGUGCUAGAGAAGAUACAACAAAAAUUGGAUUUUCAGGAUCAGGUAGAUUAUAGUCAGUUGAUGUUUCACCAUUACGUAGAGUUAAUAUUUCAUUACAAAAUAUAACUAUAGGUGCAAGAAGAGCAGCAGAAAGAAAUUCUAAAACUAUGUCUGAAUGUUUAGCAGAUGAAAUUAUAGCAGCAUCAAAUAAUGAUACUUAGAAGAGUUUUGCUGUUAAGAAAAAAGAAGAAAUUGAAAGAUCAGCAAAGGCUAAUAGGUAA
Alosa alosa (allis shad) is the source of this 579-nucleotide messenger RNA. RefSeq names its product 40S ribosomal protein S5-like. The record is from RefSeq and is a predicted model, not a curated record. Gene Ontology annotation, biological process: translation; ribosomal small subunit assembly. The annotation marks the transcript as partial. The transcript has a single exon. NCBI's taxonomy places the organism in Eukaryota, Metazoa, Chordata, Actinopteri, Clupeiformes, Clupeidae. Gene Ontology annotation, cellular component: cytosolic small ribosomal subunit; ribosome. Gene Ontology annotation, molecular function: mRNA binding; rRNA binding; structural constituent of ribosome.